This is a messenger RNA of Aedes albopictus (Asian tiger mosquito), 4091 nucleotides long. It is a transcript of the gene Samuel, whose product is annotated as myosin-G heavy chain. NCBI's taxonomy places the organism in Eukaryota, Metazoa, Arthropoda, Insecta, Diptera, Culicidae. Gene Ontology annotation, biological process: negative regulation of DNA-templated transcription. The record is from RefSeq and is a predicted model, not a curated record. The transcript has 7 exons. Gene Ontology annotation, cellular component: nucleus. The coding region runs from base 574 to 3012 and encodes 812 amino acids. Gene Ontology annotation, molecular function: chromatin binding; histone binding.
GUGCUUGAAGCCGCUUCACACAGAACAACAUUCCUCAUCAGAACCACGUUCGCCAAGAAACGAAACAACCUUGAUCACCUCCGGAUAGGAUUUCUCUCUCUCUCGGCAAGAAAAUAAUAGAAUUCAAAUCAAAAGGUUAGAAGCAAAGGCUCCAACUACUCAAACCGCACAAGUGAUAAAAGUGUGUCUUGUUUACCCAAACGACUAACUGAUAAGAAAACUUCACCUUCGCCACCCUUACACCAUCGCCGUCAGCUUCAACAGCAACAGCAGUGCACUAAAGUAGCCGUCGUAUUUGUACACUUGGUGCCUCGUGUCGGAAGAAAAACUAAUUACCUAUAUCGAAGUCACGUACCUACGUACGUACCAACCUACCUAGUUUGCUACUGCUUAUCUGCUAACUAUUGAGUGAACCUUCAUCUUCCUUCCUCGUGACAAUCAGUCAAAGGUCUAUUAUAAAGUGCAUUCAUAUGUGUUUGAAACUUUGUGUCCUGGUUCUGAAUAUCGAUGAUUUCGGUGACCAGUACCUAGUAGAAUGAGCGCCGUUUGUUUCGAGGUUUCGCGGAUGAGAUCAUGAGGGAGGUGGACUCAUCGGAGACAUCCGUAGUAUGGCCAGCUUGGUGUUAUUCAGGAGAAACAGUUAAUGAAGAUUUACCACAAGCAACGACUCCAGCGAGUUUACUGCACGAGCACCAGCACCACCAGCAGCAGCAGCAACAGCAACGAUUCCUACUGCAGCAAUCGUCAUCAAAUCAAUCACAGUCGUCGCCGUCGUCAUCUUCGGCGUCCUCAUCGCCCUCGUCCCAUUUGGUACCGGGGCAAGGUGCUGGCAAGUUGUCGACAGUUCGUCGUCGUCGUCAUCACAGUCGUAGUAGCUCCGGUGGCGGCAAAAGAAAAUCAAUCACUUCGACGACCCCGCCGAGACCUCGGACCCCAGCGCUAGCGACGGCCUCGGCCGCCCUCGAGGUUCAGUGUUCAGUGUCGGCAGCACUGGCGACGGCAGCGGCAGCAGCGGCGGCGGCGGCCUUCCAAGCGUCGCCCCGAAGAUCUAACCCCCCGACGCCCACGACCUCCUCCGGGCUGCAGUUGGCUCUGGUGUCGGAAAACGGAAACGGCUGCCGGGGGUCACCACUGUCCAACCCGUCGACGACUCCGACCCAUGACGACGGCGGUCAUUACUCACCCUUGAACAAUAACACUAUCAGUAGCAGCAAUUUCAACAGCCAGGACGCCGCGUUACAAUCUCUGAACAAGAUGCUUAGCGAGCGGAUGUACGACCGGAAGAAGUUCCUGAACUCGCCAACCGCGGGACAGGCCGCGGCAGCUGUAGCGGCGGCCGCUGCAGCCAGUUCGUUCUACGAGAAGCUCCGCAACGGAGCGGCCGAGAUGGAGCUGAGCCAGUUGAACCUUAUCAAGAACGGCCAAUCGCCGCUCGCAGCCAGUGAUCUUAGUGCAAUCGGUAGCAAUAAUGGAAAUAGUGGUGGGGGUAGUGCAAACGGAGCGGGAACUGGGCUGCUGGUAACGGCUAACGGUACCAGUAGUGGCAGCAGUAGUGGGGCAUUGGGGGCCGAUGGCAAUAGUGGCAAUAGUUUGAGUAAUAGUAACAACCAAAACAGUGGCAGCGGGAAUAAUGCAAGCAGUGGCAGCAGCAGCAGUACCGGCAGCAUUGGAAAUAAUAGCAAUAACAAUAGUAUUAAGAGCGAGCGGUUCAGCCCAACUAACAACGAUGUGCAAUCGACGGCUUCCAGAUCGCGAAGUGUGACACCUUCGUCGUUUUCCGGGACCCCGCCGCAGACGAUGCACGCCACGGAUGUGGCCUUCCCGAGCAGUAUUUCGACCAGCGGGCUGCUUCCGUCCCCGAACUCGGCGGCCGGUAUGGUUGCCGGCGGCGGUCGACACGAGUUCCAGGCCCGCAACUAUUCCGACAUUAUGCGCAGCCUGGCGGCCAAGUAUCACAACAACAAUAACUCACCGGGUCCCAACGGCGGCAACGACCAACCCAGCGUGAAGAAUCCGUUUCUAGAGCCAAAAAUGCGAUUAAAUCAGUCAAAAUCCUUCACCGAUGGUCCCCUACUAGGCAGUAAGAAAAGCAGUCCAAUUACCUCCACUCAAGUACCUAAUGCAAGUAUUAUGUCGUCGUUAUUCCCGGGUCUACCAUUCCAAUCGUCGGUGUUCCCGCCGUUGAUUGACAUGAGCAGCACCCAGGCACUCGUUGCACUGGCCCGCGCCGCCAAAGAGUCCGGCAUCCACAAUCUCCUCAAGCCGGAAGACGGAGGCCUCAAGAAACCUGCAGCCGGUUCGCGAAGCUCCUCCCCACCCAUGGGAGCUACCUCCCUGGCCAGUCACUUUCCGUCGCCUUUUCCACCACGGUACCUGCCCGGGAUACUGCCGAACCACCACCACCAUCACCAUCUGUCGGCCAGCUAUCCGACUACGGUCCAGUCGACGACGACGGCCGUCCCCGCGAUCUCACCGCUCAAAUCACCAACCCGGCCGACCGAGGGCCUGUCGACAUUCCCGCUGGAUCUGAGCAGCGCUGCCGGUGCUCCACCGGCAGCCAAAAGGAUAAAACUUUCGCCGACGCCCAGUCGGAACCAGGAAACGUCACCGGCACCGAGCUCCACCAACAGCCAACCGUCGGAUUCGAUGGAGCUGAAGUUGGGGCUGCCGCGGAAGUGUCACGCCCGGAUCGAGGAGAUCAGCGCCUGGACGGUGGACAAUGUUUGCGACUUUGUCGGCAGUAUCGACAUCUGCGCAGAGUAUGUUCAGAACUUUCGUGACCAGAGCAUUGACGGUGCCGGCCUACCGCUGCUCACCGAGGAACACCUGACCAACUCGCUUGGCAUGAAGCUAGGCCCGGCCCUCAAGCUGAAAUCCAUGCUGGCCAAAAAGCUGGGUGGCCCUUGUCCGUGCGCCCUUUGUGCGGCUCCCACUCCCACCCGGAGCGGCAGCAGCAACAAGGGGGACACCACGCCGACCAAUCGACCACCAAGUAACGGGUCCGUUGGGUAGAGAGGGUUCCCCUUCCGCUCGGGCAGAUCUAUACAUUAGGUAAAGUUAUACACAAUAGAAACCCAUCCAGACCAGUGAGUGAUUUCCAAUAUUUUGCACAGUGGAACUACAUAGAACCGCGACAGGGAAAAGAACAAUCAAAAUUAAGUGGUAGCGUUUAACACUGCCCGCACAGAAGCAUACGUACUUAGGCAGAGCCGUUCUAAAAGGAUGUCGUCUUUUAGAAAGAAAGACGAGCUGAUCUACAGAAGCGUUCAAAAGUUAUUUGAUUAAUUAUUGUGAAAGUAAUCAAAAACCACGCCGGUUGCUUUUAAAAGUCGAAAUUUAAUCGCAUUAGUCAAAUAACUUUCGAACGCAGUUGUACUCACAGAUAAGAUUCAAGGAUCAAAACAAUCAAAUUACAUUUCGCCGGGACAUGUACAAUAUUACGUUUUAAUCGUCUUCGUUACUUAGCCGUUAAGCGAAUUGUUAUCUCUGACCGGAGAGUUGCCGGUCUAUUCGCGUAGGAUUAAAAUUACUAGUUUUUUUUUUCUUGUUAUAACGCAUGAUUCUCUAUGUUAAUUUCCAAAAAAAAAGAAAAAGAAAAAUCCAAUCUGUGUCUGACGACACAAUUAAUUGAACAAUCGAGAAUGUUAGUUUAUUAGCCGUACUACGAGAAAGAAGCAUGAUGCAAUUAUUUAUUUUACUGUUAGGAAGAAGUUAGGAAAUAUGUCACUUAAAACAACAUAAACACCCCCCACACGAGAAAGACUUAAUAUGUAGAAGAAGAGAAGGAGAAAAACUUCCGCUAAAUAGGUUUCAGGUUAAUUUGUUGAUUUCAUUUCGAAAUGCGUUUCUGUUUGUCUCCAUGAAAAGAACAAAUCGAGAAAAGUUUUAUCUUGUCAAAUUUUGACCUUCACACGUAUAUUUAAUUUUUAAUUCUAGAUCAGACUAGGACUAGGCUCACAUUAUUAUCAGUAUUUAUCAGGAUUGAUUAGUGAAAAAGCACACACACACAAGCAGUUAUACUGUAUCUGUAUGUUAGUACUUCCGUGUAAGCAUGAGAAAGAGAUAAUAAAACGAUCCUAUUGUUCGAAAUA